Molecule: messenger RNA, 2243 nt
Organism: Trifolium pratense (red clover)
Lineage: Eukaryota; Viridiplantae; Streptophyta; Magnoliopsida; Fabales; Fabaceae
Exons: 3
Coding region: 370-1986 (538 amino acids)
Biological process (GO): RNA processing
Molecular function (GO): protein binding
Source: RefSeq, a predicted model, not a curated record
ACUACUACCGCCGCAGCCGGUCAUAACAUGAUAUUUUUUCCCCUCUAUUUUUCUUCUUUGCCUAUAUAUACAUCACACCCAUUUUCAUUACAUUUUUUCGGUAUGACUGAAGCUGCAACACUUUGCACUUCUCCUCCGCCGCAACAACACUCAUCGGAGCAAAUUCUCCGCCGUGAAACCACACCACUAAACACUCCCACCACCCUUUGAGUUAAAAGGAAGACUUUUCGUGGGUUGUUCUAAAUUUUCCAUUUUUUUCUCUCAAAGUUUUUAGAAGUUUCAUAUUUUGGGAAAGAAAAAACAACCUCAGAUUCUGAUUCCUUGUUCUUCUUUGUUUUUUUGUUGUGUUUUUUGCUUAAUUGAAACAUUAUGGGACUUAAGGUUUUGCAACUGGCUCAUAAUGUUCCAUCUUCAUCUCAAACACUAGCUUCAGCAAUUUCAUCUCCUUCUUCAUCUUCUUCAUCAAAACCCCGAAACAAAUUCUUACCAAAUUCAACAACCUUGUUUGGAUCCACUAAUUUUGUUCUUCAAAGGUCUCGAUCUUUGCAACAAUACCCACUUUCCAUCACACGAAAGAGAAGAACAUUAAGAAGAGCUUUCAGUGCAAGCUUAGAUUCAUUCUCAGACGAAGAAUUCGCUAAGAAAAUCGAAGAUUUAGCUCUCAGAUUCCAAAUUUCAAGUGAAAACAAUGCAAUUAUGGAUUUAGAAAGCUUUGAAGAAAGCUUAAAACAAAGUCUAACUUCUUCUUCAGUGGUUAAUUUUGCAGCAGAGUUCGAGCCGCCGUGGAAUGGCCACGGCCUCCAUGGAGGCCGUGGCGAGGAAAUUAUUCCGGCCAUAAUCGAAAGAAAAGCCAAUAGCGUGGAGCUACCGUUUUCAUUAAGAAUCAUAAAAGAAAAGCUCAAACUCAAAGAAGAGUUCAGAGAAGUUGGUGAAUCAGCAAGAUGUUCAGUGAAGAAAGCUUUUUCUUCAAUGGUUUUUAUCAUCAGAGAGCUUCAAUGUUUCACUCUUCAAAUGAGAGAGGUUCUAUUUUACGAAGAUUUACAAGGAAUUCUCGAAAGGGUACAAAAGGAAAUGCACGCUUCAUUUGUGUGGCUAUUUCAACAAGUUUUUUCACAUACACCAACCUUAAUGGUUUAUGUUAUGAUUUUAUUAGCAAAUUUCACUGUUCAUUCAAUGUCAAGUAACAACGCCAUCGCCGCCGUUGUUACUCCGCCACCGGAAACUUCUUCGAUAGUCGAGUUUCGCGAUAAUGAAAGCCGUGGUGACCACGGCUUUCAUAAAUUCGACUCGUCUGCAAUUAAAACAUUCUCAAUCACGAAUGGAAAUAACACGGCCUCCGUCGAUGGUGGUACCGGCGGAGGAGGGAAAUAUAAACCGGUGGCAAGUGGGUUUGAUGGGGAUGGCCGGUUUGAUCAGACCGGAACCGGUUUAUCAAAUGGUGGUGUUUAUAAAACAGGGGAAAAUGAAACAGAGUCAGUUCAAGAAAACAAUGAAGAAGAAGAAACUAAGCUAUGGGAAGCUAUGGUGGAAGAAGCUUCUAGAAAUGAAGUGGGUUUGGAUCAUGAAGCAAUGGAAAAAUUUGUUUCACCGGUUUCUGCUAAAAUUGAAUCUGAUGAUUAUGCUGAGUAUUUGAGAACAGAACUUGUUUAUCAAACAGCUUUGUCUCAAGAACCAAACAAUGUUCUUUUGCUUGCAAAUUAUGCUCAGUUUCUUUACAUCGUUACACGUGAAUUUGACAGGGCAGAGGAAUACUUCAAAAGAGCUAUAGAAGUGGAGCCACCAGAUGCUGAGGCGUUUAACAAAUAUGCAAACUUCUUAUGGAAAGUGAAAAAUGAUUUGUGGGCUGCAGAAGAAACAUAUUUGGAGGCUAUUUCAGCUGAACCUAGUAACACUUAUUAUGCUGCAAAUUAUGCUCAUUUUCUAUGGAAUACUGGUGGUGAAGAUACAUGUUUUCCUCUAUCUGAUGAUAAUUCUCAAGAUGUUUAAGUUAAAUGUAGAAAAACUGAAAAAAAUAAAAAUAAAAAAAUUUGGAGGAAUGAAUAUAUAGAUGAGAAAAAGGAAAAAGAAAAAGAAAAGAAAAUUUUGUAGGUAUAUCUUUUUUAAAAUUUUUGGGUUGGGUGAAGAUCAGAGAAAGAGAUGGAAUAAUUAAUGCAUAUUUGUACAAUUGUAAUUAUAUAACUGUACAUAAACUCUUACAAUGGAUCUUUUUGUUUUUUUAAUGGUACAUGUUAAUCUUUGAUUAA